AUAAUAAUAAUAAUAAUAAUAAUGAAGAAAAUGAUGAUAAAAGUAAAUUAGAAAAGGAUAUUGUUUGUUCUGGUAAUGAUAGUUUAUCAAAUACUCCAUCGAAUAUAUUUUCUUCAAGUAGUAAAUUUUUUCCAGGUGUAUCAUUAUCACCAUCAUCAUCAACAUCAUCAUUGAAAACUUCGUAUCACCAUAGAACGUCAUCAAUUCAUCAUCAUCAUCAUCAUUCUCUGUAUACAUCAUCAUGGGAUUCUAUAUCAUUGAAAAGUGAAGCUAUACCUACUUCUACUACUGCUACUACAAUGAUGAAUAGGCUAAGUAAAACUUUUCUUCGACAUUCAAUGCGUGGACGAAUUAAAUCAUCAGAUGAUAAGAAUUCAGAGUCUUAUUUAUUACAAGAUAAUAGUAAUCAUCAUAUGCCUAGUAGAAUUGUUGAUACACAUGAUAUUACCAAUAAAAGUAUAAAUAAUAAAUUAGUAAAUAUGAAUUCCCCAUCGUCUAAUCUAUCAUUGAUUCAAUUUGAAGAUAAUUCAACAGUGAUAUCAGCGAAUAACAUUGCUGGAAAGAAUCAUCCUACUACAUUCAACCUAUCCAAUCAUGUUACAACAAUUAUCACGGACAGUAAUCAUAGUCAACAGUUGAACAAUAGACCAGUAAAACAAUUCUCUGAACAAAAUCUUUAUAUGCUUCAUCCUCUAACUGAUGAUAUUUGGAAUAAUGAUUCAUCUACUCCUUAUAUGGCUGAAAGGCAUUCAAUUUCCAGUGAUUUAUCUGAUGUACAAAGUCUUACCAGUUCAACAGAUGACUGGACUAAACCAUAUGAAAUGUUAUCCAAUCUAAAAUCGUGUCCAAAUGAUAGUAGUGAUAUUUUAUGGCUACCUAAUGAGGAUACCAUCUAUACAAAACAUAAAACCGAUCUUCCUGUACAGUCUUCUGUUCAAUACCAUCAACAACAGCAACAGAGACAAAAAUAUCAAGGUAGUCAUUUGUCUGAUUCAUCAUCAUUAUUAUUAUUGUGUCCCGAUGAAGUUGGUUCAGAAAUGUUAGAAGAGGAGUUUGUUGGUUGUAAACCAAACCCUUCGAUGACGACAACAACUACUGUUACUUCCACGUUGUUGUCAACAGAACACUGUCAACAGUCGAAAUCAUCACAGUCUAUUAAAUGUCCAACAGAAACAAUCAAUAGUGCUUAUAAUAAAUUUUGUAAAUGGAAAGAGUCAAAUAUGUCGAAUAUUACUAUUCAUUUAGAUGGAUUAUUAUGUGAAGCAGACGGUAGUAAUAUAGAAUCACGUUUUUGGAUAAUCUUUCAAUCACUUGAAUUGUAUGUUAAACCUAAAGAUUCAUUUCAAUCAUCUACAUCUAUACCAUCUAGUAUUAUUAUAUCAAAAAAUGAUAAAAAUAAUCAGAGUGAUAAUGAAAUGAUACAAUAUAAUAAUUUAUGGUAUAUAUUUUUAAGUAUUGGCAGUUGUAAUGAUGAUACAUCAAUUGAAGUAUCAUCAUAUAAUAAUUAUUCAUGGAUAUAUAUUAAUGCUAUUUUAUUAAAUAAUUGGGAAUUAAAUAUUUCAUCAACAAUUGAACAAUUAUUCAUUAAAAUCUAUCAACAAAUGAAUACAUAUCAAUUUAUUAAAGAAAUAAACUAUACUUAUUCAUCUAUAUCAUCUUUAAAGUAUACAAUUCAUUUAUUAAUGAAAUAUGGAAGUUUAACAAUGAAAUUUAUAUCAUCAGAUAUUGAUGAAACCUAUGAACAAUUGAAAGUUUUGAAAAAAAUUUCUUUACAACAAGGAUUAGUGAUUGCUCUUACAACAGAUGGAAUAUUUCAAAUCUAUUCUGAACAAAAUCAUCUUGAUCAAUAUAAUAAUAAUUCUAUAAUGGAGAGAAAUCAAUUCAAUACAAAUCCUAAAAAGUAUCUUAUCAAUAAAGAUCAUCUCAAUGAUGAAGUGUCAUUAUCAUCUUCAUCUUGUGUAAAUAAUUCAUUUCAUAAUAUUAUAAUCAAUCGAUAUGCUAUAGAGAAUAAAAUGUUGAAAGAUAAGAUUGAGAUAUUAACAGCUGAAUUGAACAAAUUGAAAUCAAUCUACAAUGUUGACAAUAUUUCAUCAUCUUCAUUUCUAAAGAAAUAAUUCUAGUCAACAAUGUGUGUGUGUGUGUGUGUGUGU
Messenger RNA from Heterobilharzia americana, 2150 nucleotides. The record is from the annotation of a GenBank genome assembly. NCBI's taxonomy places the organism in Eukaryota, Metazoa, Platyhelminthes, Trematoda, Strigeidida, Schistosomatidae.